This is a messenger RNA of Malaclemys terrapin pileata, 6415 nucleotides long. RefSeq names its product patched 1 (gene PTCH1). The record is from RefSeq and is a predicted model, not a curated record. NCBI's taxonomy places the organism in Eukaryota, Metazoa, Chordata, Testudines, Emydidae. The transcript has 24 exons. Gene Ontology annotation, cellular component: plasma membrane. Gene Ontology annotation, molecular function: hedgehog receptor activity; smoothened binding; hedgehog family protein binding. Bases 479 to 5002 code for a protein of 1507 amino acids. Gene Ontology annotation, biological process: smoothened signaling pathway.
CUCAUCUAUUGAAUCAAGGAGCUGCUGCUUGCUGCUGCACACAUACAGAGAGAGAGAGAGACACACACACACAUACAGAGAGAGAGAGAGGCUGGAGUCCCAAAAGCCCCGGGAGUCAGAGACAGCUCUGCGCUGAGACAGAAUGGUACAGCGCGUCGAGACAGAGCAGCAGCCAGCCGCUCCACACCAGCAGCACCACUGAGAGCAAGAAAAGCUCCAGCCCUCCUUUGCUUUGCGUUCACAGAGGAAGACAAGAGGGGGAAGGGGGAGGCUGGUUUCUUUAAGCUGCAAAAGGAGCAGUAGAAAGUUAAAGCCGGAGGAACGAAGGGGGGAAGGCAAAUCACUCACUCCACUCGCAGACGCACUGGAUGUGGGAAGCGGUAGCGCCAGAAAGCUCCGGAUCAUCGCGAAAUGUUGCAAUGGAAGGCGCAGGGUCUGACUCGCCCGGAGCAGCAAGAGGAGCAGCAGCAAACGCGGUAUGAAGAGGUGGUCUGUCAGCAGCAGCCUGCGGAAAGAAGCGCCAGCAGCCCAGCAACCCUCCUGUCCCCCUGGAUCGCCCCAAAGCAGCAGCGCGCUGCGGGGAAUCACAGAGGACCCAGCCCGUGGGUCGCCAAAACAACAGCAGCAGCAGAGGCAGCAGCCCCGUCCCGGCGGCGGCAACAUGGCCUCGGCUGUUAACGUUUCGGAGCCGGAGAGCAGCAGCGGUGCUGGUGGCGGUGGCUGCUGCAGAGACCUCGAUCGGCCGGGGAGAAGCUGUAGCAGAAGGCGGAGAAGGACCGGAGGGAACAGACGCGCCGCGGCACCGGAUCUGGAGUAUCUGCAGCGGCCAAGCUACUGCGAUGCAGCUUUUGCCUUGGAGCAGAUUUCAAAGGGGAAGGCUACUGGAAGAAAAGCACCGUUGUGGCUAAGAGCGAAGUUUCAGAGACUAUUAUUUAAACUGGGCUGUUACAUUCAAAAAAACUGCGGAAAGUUUUUGGUUGUUGGCCUCCUUAUAUUUGGGGCUUUCGCUGUAGGAUUAAGGGCAGCUAAUCUCGAAACCAACGUGGAGGAGCUCUGGGUAGAAGUUGGUGGACGAGUGAGUCGGGAGUUAAAUUACACGCGCCAGAAGAUUGGAGAAGAGGCCAUGUUUAAUCCCCAGCUCAUGAUUCAGACACCACAAGAAGAUGGUGCUAAUGUACUAACAACAGAAGCACUCAGACAGCACCUUGACUCUGCACUUCAAGCCAGCAGGGUACACAUUUAUAUGUACAACAGACAAUGGAAAUUGGAACAUUUAUGUUUUAAAUCAGGAGAACUUAUCACAGAAGCAGGGUACAUGGACCAGAUUAUAGAAUAUCUUUAUCCUUGUUUAAUCAUCACGCCUUUGGACUGCUUCUGGGAGGGGGCAAAGUUACAGGCAGGGACUGCCUAUCUAUUAGGGAAACCUCCUUUGCAGUGGAUAAACUUUGACCCCUUAGAAUUCUUGGAAGAGUUAAAAAAAAUAAACUAUCAAGUAGAGAGUUGGGAGGAGAUGCUGAAUAAAGCAGAGGUUGGUCAUGGUUAUAUGGAUCGACCUUGCCUGAAUCCUACUGAUCCCGAUUGUCCAGUCACAGCCCCCAACAAAAAUUCAACCAAACCUCUUGAUGUGGCCCUUGUUUUGAGUGGUGGAUGCUACGGACUGUCAAAAAAGUACAUGCACUGGCAGGAGGAGUUGAUUGUAGGUGGAACAGUUAAGAAUGGUACUGGAAAACUUGUCAGUGCUCAGGCUUUACAGACCAUGUUUCAGUUAAUGACUCCUAAGCAAAUGUAUGAACACUUCAAGGGGUAUGAGUAUGUUUCACACAUCAACUGGAAUGAAGACAAGGCAGCCGCAAUUCUGGAAGCCUGGCAGAGGAUGUAUGUUGAGGUUGUUCAUCAAAGUGUUGCACAAAACUCUACUCAGAAGGUGCUUUCCUUUACGACAACUACUCUGGAUGACAUCCUAAAAUCAUUUUCUGAUGUCAGUGUUAUCAGAGUUGCUAGCGGCUACUUAUUAAUGCUUGCCUAUGCCUGUUUAACCAUGCUGCGGUGGGACUGUGCCAAGUCCCAGGGUGCCGUGGGGCUGGCAGGAGUCUUGUUGGUUGCACUCUCAGUGGCUGCAGGAUUGGGCCUGUGCUCAUUGAUUGGAAUUUCCUUUAAUGCUGCCACAACUCAGGUUUUGCCUUUUCUUGCUCUUGGAGUUGGAGUAGAUGACGUUUUCCUUUUGGCACAUGCAUUUAGUGAAACGGGGCAGAAUAAGAGAAUUCCAUUUGAGGAUAGAACAGGUGAAUGUUUGAAGCGAACAGGAGCAAGCGUCGCCCUUACAUCUAUCAGCAAUGUUACUGCCUUCUUUAUGGCUGCCUUAAUUCCUAUUCCUGCUUUACGGGCAUUUUCACUUCAAGCUGCUGUUGUUGUGGUAUUCAACUUUGCCAUGGUUCUGCUAAUUUUUCCUGCUAUUCUAAGCAUGGACCUUUACCGUCGGGAGGACAGGAGAUUGGAUAUAUUCUGCUGCUUUACAAGUCCAUGUACUAGCAGAGUGAUUCAGAUUGAGCCUCAAGCAUAUGCAGAUAAUGAUAACACUCGCUACAGCCCUCCACCACCCUACAGCAGUCACAGUUUUGCACAUGAAACUCAGAUUACAAUGCAAUCUACAGUGCAGCUGCGCACAGAAUAUGACCCUCAUACCCAGGUGUACUACACUACAGCAGAGCCCCGCUCAGAAAUAUCUGUGCAGCCAGUCACAGUGACACAGGAUAACCUCAGCUGCCAGAGCCCAGAAAGCACAAGCUCGACAAGGGAUUUGCUUUCCCAGUUUUCAGACUCGAACAUGCAUUGUCUUGAGCCACCCUGUACUAAAUGGACGCUCUCAUCUUUUGCCGAAAAGCAUUACGCUCCAUUCCUGCUAAAACCAAAAGCCAAGGUAGUGGUUAUUUUCCUUUUCCUGGGUUUACUUGGUGUCAGUCUUUACGGUACUACCCGGGUGAGAGAUGGACUGGAUCUCACAGACAUUGUACCACGGGAAACCCGAGAAUAUGACUUUAUUGCUGCACAAUUCAAGUACUUCUCCUUCUACAACAUGUAUAUAGUGACACAGAACGCAGACUACCCCAACAUCCAGCACUUACUUUAUGACCUUCACAAAAGUUUCAGCAAUGUUACAUAUGUUUUGUUGGAGGAAAAUAAGCAGCUUCCCAAAAUGUGGUUGCACUACUUUCGAGACUGGCUCCAAGGUCUUCAAGAUGCAUUUGACAGCGACUGGGAAACUGGGAAAAUCACAUACAACAACUAUAAAAAUGGAUCUGAUGAUGCUGUUCUGGCCUACAAACUUCUGGUGCAAACAGGCAACCGCGACAAGCCCAUCGACAUCAGUCAGUUGACUAAACAGCGUCUGGUGGAUGCAGAUGGAAUCAUUAACCCAAAUGCUUUCUACAUCUACCUGACAGCCUGGGUUAGCAAUGACCCCGUGGCCUACGCUGCCUCUCAAGCCAACAUCCGGCCUCACCGUCCAGAAUGGGUCCAUGACAAAGCAGACUAUAUGCCAGAAACAAGGCUGAGAAUUCCAGCAGCUGAGCCCAUUGAAUAUGCUCAGUUUCCUUUCUACCUCAAUGGAUUGCGUGAAACUGCUGACUUUGUGGAAGCUAUUGAGAAAGUGAGAGCGAUCUGUAACAACUACAGCAGCCUUGGGGUCCCCAGCUACCCAAAUGGAUACCCAUUUCUUUUUUGGGAACAGUACAUUGGGCUUCGUCACUGGCUUCUCUUGUCUAUUAGCGUGGUUCUGGCUUGCACAUUUCUGGUGUGUGCCCUCUUUCUCCUGAACCCCUGGACGGCUGGGAUCAUUGUGCUGGUGCUGGCUCUGAUGACCGUGGAGCUGUUUGGCAUGAUGGGUCUAAUUGGAAUAAAGCUGAGUGCAGUGCCUGUGGUCAUCCUGAUUGCUUCUGUUGGCAUAGGAGUGGAAUUCACUGUUCAUGUUGCUUUGGCAUUUUUAACCGCCAUAGGAGACAAGAACCGCAGGGCUGUCCUUGCAUUGGAGCACAUGUUUGCACCAGUAUUGGAUGGAGCUGUGUCUACUCUGCUUGGAGUGUUAAUGCUUGCAGGGUCCGAGUUUGACUUUAUUGUCAGGUAUUUCUUUGCUGUUUUGGCAAUUUUAACCAUUCUGGGAGUUUUAAAUGGAUUGGUGCUGCUUCCAGUUCUUCUUUCAUUCUUUGGACCAUAUCCUGAGGUUUCUCCAGCUAACGGACGGAACAGAUUGCCUACUCCAUCUCCUGAGCCCGCCCCUAACAUCGUGAGGUUUGCACUGCCACCUGGACACACAAAUAAUGGAUCAGAUUCAUCUGAUUCCGAGUACAGUUCUCAGACUACAGUGUCAGGAAUCAGUGAGGAACUCCAUCAGUACGAGGCCACUCAGAGCUCUGGUGCACCAGUCCACCAAGUAAUAGUGGAAGCAACUGAGAAUCCUGUCUUUGCCAGAUCGACUGUGGUUCAGCCAGAGACAAGAUGUCAUCAGCCAAGUCCAAAAUUACAGUCUAACCCAGAAGCCGGGUCCCAGCAGACAUGGCAUCAUAACAGACAACCUAGACGAGAACUGAGAGAAGGACUACGACCGCCCCCUUACAGGCCGCGCAGGGACGCUUUUGAAAUUUCUACUGAAGGGCAUUCUGGACCUAGCAAUAGGGACCGCUCGGGCCAUAGGGCUCGCUCUCAUAACAUUAGAAGCCCAGCAUUCACUGCCAUGGGUACUUCAGUGCCAGCAUACUGCCAGCCUAUCACUACUGUGACUGCCUCCGCUUCAGUUACUGUUGCUGUACACUCUGCUGUGCACAGCCAUAACUGUCAUGGAGGAGGCUUUCCAUCUUACGAAGGAUACCAUGAAACUGACCAUGGAACAUUUGAGGACCCCCAUGUGCCUUUUAAUGUACGGUGUGAGAGGAGAAACUCUAAAGUAGAAGUAAUAGAACUGCAAGAUGUUGAAUGUGAAGAAAGGACAAAUGGCAACAGCUCAGAUUAAGGGUAACAACUGAAGCAAAGAAGAGGCCAAAGAUGGGGAAACUUCCUCUUUCCAGAACUGCUUGAAGUUAUGGAAAAGGACAUGCUGCAUCAGGAUAACAGUUCACUGUUACUGUAACCUAUUGUAUUAUGUUGUUAAAUAUUUCUAUAAAUAUUUAAAAGGUGUACACAUAUGUAAUAUACAAAGGAACAAUGUAAAGUAGUAUAAUCUGGAGUUAACUCUUGUUAAUAGAGUGGGACAAUAUUGUUUGUGUUCUGUACUUAUUGUACAUUGAUCUCUGUGCCACAACUAAGCUUAAUCUAGUCCUAAAUUUCAGCAUAUGUUGCUGCUGCUUAAAUAUUGUAUAAUUUACUUGUAUAAUUCUAUGCAAAUAUUGCUUAUGUAAUAGGAUUUUUUGUAAAGGUAUGUGUUUAAAAUAUUUUAAAAUUUGCAUUUCACAACCCUGUGGUAGUAUGAAAUGUUACUGUUAACUUUCAAACACGCUAUGCGUGAUAAUUUUUUUUUUUAAAUGAGCAGAUAUGAAGAAAAGCACGUUAAUCUUGGUGGUUUAAGUAGGUUUAGCUAUGUGCAGGUUUUGUUUUGCUGUGUGCAUGUGUGUGUAUGUAUGUUCCCAGUGUACUGUAGUGUAAUUUUUUUUACUGUAUGGUAACCCUUAGUGGGCUCAUUAACUCACUGAUGCUGGCAGAGUCAGGAUUUUCCUAUUGCUAAGUGCCAGUGAAAAAUGUCUUGGCACUUAACAACAGAAUCUCCAGACUGCUAUUGUCAAAGGGAUGAUUAAAAUAGAAGAGAGGACAGGAGGUCAGGGCAUAUGGAUUCUAUUACUAAAUCUUCCACUGACUUGCUGUGUGUGACUUUGGGCAAGUCACUUAACCUCCCUAUGCCUCAGUUUCCACAUCUGUAAAAUGGAUAUAAUAAUACUUAGCUACCUCCUAGGGGUGUUGUGAGGCUUAAUUACUGUUUGGAAAGUGCUUUGAUAUCCUUUGUGAAAGGUGCCAUGUAAGUGCAAAAUAUAAUCAUUUUCCUUAACUGCAAAGGGUGUUGGGUAUUGAAAGUUGCUAAAAUCCAGUUAGCAUAUGCCUUUGUAUGUACUGAUGCCAUAUUUUGAUAUUGAUAUUGUAAAACAGAGUGGUACUGGAAUAAUCUGGUUGUUUAUUUCAGUAACGGCACAGUUCAAAGCAAUCUGGCAUCCCUCAUCACUUUAUUUAAAUGGCAGAAAGCAAGUUAAUAUAAAGUGACAAAAAUUAUAUUUUUUUAAUUAUUAUUUUCUUCAUCUAUUUUCACUUCUUAUUUUACUGAUCUGCUUGAUCCAGGACCAUAAUGAUUGACACCUAAGGCCUGGGGUGAUUCCCCCCCCUCCCCUCUAAGGUAACUCUUACUGCAUUAGUACUUUUAAUUAAAAUAGCUAAACUGAAU